UCUCUUUUUAAUUUAAUAAAAAAUUUUUUUUUUGUGCUUAGUUGUGUGCCGUGGAAUUUUUUUUAAUUAUCGAAACUGCCGCGGCAGAAAAAAGGUUGGGAAACUGGGUUAGUCUAUAUGAGCUGAUGAUAUAAACACAGAGUGUACUGAAACCAAUUUUCUAUUUAAUUUGUAGUUCAAAAUUAAACCAAACAGUGAGGAUGCCACAUGUACCUCAGCAGAAAACUUUUCCGUUCCAUUCAUCUCCAUGCCAUGUGUGACUGAUUACAAUAUAAAAUUCUGUGAGAUAUGUAGUGUCAACGUGAUUGUCAGGUGAUGAAAAUAGCCUCUUUUACACCCAGCAGAAAUACCCACCCAAAGGCUGUUACAAGUGAUGGCGGGUACCCAUGUUUCGGCCAUCCUGUAUCGAGAACCAGUAUAUAAUCAAGCAAAUCAAAAAGCUGAGGGAGGAAUGUGCCUCUGAUUAGUUGAAUGUACAUAGUUUAACUUAAAACGACAGUUUAAAAUUUUGUUGUUAGACCCGUAUUUUAGUUUCUUAUUUGGUGUUUUUAAUAUAUUUCUUAGUCAGAAAUAAACAAUGUUGAUUUGUUUACUCAGACAACCUACCUUGUAUGUCAUUAAGCUUUCCCACUACUGCCUGCUGUGAGGAAAGUUUACCUUCAAGCCCCAUCACUUCUAUUAUAUGACAUACAGAAAGUGUAAUGAACACACAAAGACAUGUUUAAAUAUUCUUCAUCACUUCCUUUCCAGGCCUAUAUUUAAUAAUCAUCCAACCUUCAUUCACAUAAAGAAUCACACUGAAAUGUUAAACUUAACAGCUUGUUCAAGAACAGUAAGACACAAUUAUUCUGUUCUGGUCCACUGCUCUAGCUGUACUUGAACACAAGAAUGCAUGUGAAUGUCAAUGGCUACUUAAAACUUAAUGGAGUUAUUGCAUCAGCUUUUCAAAACUUUGCGAAUAGGUCUGUCUCAUUCUUCACUAUUUGUCGACCAAACUCGGUGUGCUCUUAGUUGAAGGCCAUAAAUCACUUGACUUUUUCAAGAUAGCUAAAGGUGUUAGUUCAUCUUUAAUCAUAUCCUCACAGACACAGCCUCCAAAUAAUGAAAAAAGUAAUUAAUAAAUAAUAAUAAUAAAAAAGUCUGGACUAUAAUAAGUAUCACUGCACCAACGUAAUUUGUUUUCCUGCUAGUCACCUCAGGAUUUCCAUCCUGAAACAGAAAUGAGUUAAAACACUAAACAGGUUUGAUGCUGCUCAGGUGGAAUCCAAAAAAAAAGAAGAAAAGUAAAAAGUACAAGCACCCACACACAAAGUCACAAUAAUAACACAUUGCAACAUGUUAACUAUUGUUUGUUUCUUAUUUGUUUGUUUUGUGUUUUUAGUCUAUAGCCCUAAUACUGAAUACUGUUGACAUGUUUUAUUAUUUGUAUGUCUCUAUAGUCUAAAAAUUUCUGUGCACUUUUGUGACUUGAAGCAACUUGUGAACACGACUUUUAUUUUGGUUUUGCGAUAUGGCGUCAUAAGGCAUCGCCGUUCUUCUGCAUCUGUUGUGAUUUCGCUGAAGAAAAGCUGAGAUCCACGUGACACACUUUUAUAAAGAUGGCGUUUAUUAAAGAGGAGAGUGAAGACACGAGGAUUGAAGAAGCAUUCAGAGUCAAACAUGAAGAUACUAAAGAACAAACAGACAUGGUGGUACUGAAAGAAGAGAGUCAAGAACUGAAUCAAAAGGGAAAAAAUCAGUAUGAGAAACAUCAUGAUUUCAUGACUAGAGAAAAAUCUUUAAGUUGCUCACAGACUGAAAAGAAUACUCGAAAAAGAGCUCAAAUGACUACAAUUAGAUAUAAUUUCACCUGCGAACAGUGUGGGAAGAGUUUUGAUCAACAUAGAAACCUUACAGUCCACAUGAGAAUUCACACCGGAGAGAAGCCUUAUACUUGCCAGCAUUGUGGAAUGAGUUUCACUCAAAAAGGAAGCCUUAAAGUCCACAUGAGAAUUCACACUGGAGAGUGCCCCUUCUCCUGCCAACAGUGUGGAAAAAGUUUCAGUCGAAAUGGAAACCUGAAAGUCCAUAUGAGAAUUCACACCAGAGAAAGUCCAUUCACCUGCCAACAGUGUGGAAAAUGUUUCACUCAAAAAGGAAGCCUUAAAGUCCACAUGAGAAUUCAUACUGGAGAGACGCCUUUCACAUGCCAACAGUGUGGAAAGAGUUUUAAACAUAAAGGAGCACUUAAUGACCACACAAAAACUCACACCAGAGAGAAGCCGUUUACUUGUGGUCAGUGUGGAAAGACUUUCAAAUUUACAGGAGCCCUUAAUAAACACAUGAGGAUUCACUCAAGAGAGAACUGUUUUAUAUGUCAUCAGUGUGGAAGGAGUUUUACAGAUGAGAAACAUUUGAAGAAUCAUGUAAAUAUUCACAUUGGAGAAAAGCCUUUCAUGUGCCAUGAGUGUGGAAAGAAUUGCGAAAACAAAGGAAACCUUGAGGCUCAUAGAAGAGUUCACACUGGAGAGAAGCCUUUCACCUGCCUUCAGUGUGGAAAGUGUUUCGCACUAAAAGGAAACCUUAACAUUCACUUGAGGCUUCACACUGGAGAAAAGCCUUUCACUUGCCUUCAGUGUGGAAAAAGUUUUGCGUUUAAAGGAAAUCUUGAGGUUCACAAGAGGCUUCACACUGGGGAGAGGCCUUAUAAAUGUCUUCAGUGCGAAAAGAGUUUCACAAAUAAUAGAGACCUGAAAGGUCAUUCGCAAACACAUUCUGGAAAAGAAACUACAGUGUUCUGAGUUUGACAAGAUGUUUACGAAAUGAAACAAUUAAAAAAAUCACCAGCACAUUCACUCUGGAGGAAGGCUUUUUAAUUGUGAUCAGAGUAACAAAAAAAUAUUUUGCCAUCACACUUGCAGAUACAUAAAAAAGAAAAGUCAAAUGUUUAUGAGAACCUAUUCUUGUUCUUUUUGUGGAAAGUGAUUUAAAUGUCUCAGCACCAGAAAAUAUGUAUCUGUGUGAAAACAAAACUUCGUUCACACCACAGGUUUUUUUUUUCUUCGGUUAGGCUGUUUACAUGACCAUUUAAUUGUGGCCCAUACUCAUCUGAACAUGUGACAUUCCUACAAGACUCCAUCCUUUUCAUCACAAGUAAUAAAUAAUUUUAUGUCCAUCCUUCAUCUCUUUAUACUUUGCCUUAAAGCAAAGUAUUUGCUUGGUUUUGGUCCCCUCAGCAGACAUUGCGGUCCAGGGGCACCUACACCGGACCAAAAGGGCACUUUAGCAUUGGCACACCCACCACUGAUCGUCAAAGUAUUUCUGAAAGCAGUGACCGCAUUUUGGUGUUUCGUUUGCUUGCUCUAAAACAUACUGCAAGUAUCAAAUUUCAACAAUUACUCCUCAGUUUAAAUAUGAAUUAUUCUUUCUACUCUUCUGAAAUGCCAGGUUUUGAAAUCGGGAGAAUUUUGACAACACAAUAUCCCCUCGACAUGACUCUUAACAAGUGUUUUAAACAACUCAUGUCUGUCUACCAAUCAAGACUAUAUCAAUCAAACAAGCAUGAUACAGCUUUUAGGUAAAGAUGAGCUUUCAGUGAAAAAAAUGAGCAAACUUUAUAAAAUAACCUUGAGAAACAAUAUAAAAAUAGUUUUUCAUGAGCUCAUUUCAUGAGCAUCUUGACCUGUGAUCGGUGCAAGAACCUCAGAGACUUUGAUCUCCUGAGAUAAGGAAAAUACAAACACAGUGUAUUAACAUACAAGCAUCUGUUUCCACAUCUCACUAGGGAAAAAUGAGAAAAGAGUCUCUCGCCUAUCCUUCCUUCACAUUUGUUCCCUUUCCCCCACAUCCUCCCUUUUAACCAUCCUUCCCUCUACUCAGUUCACUCAGAAUGGAAAGUAGCAAAUUCACAGUCGUGUUUGGUGUUAUCUGAAAUGUCUCAGUGCAACUGGUAAAAUGGUCUCAAUCUUAUAAGUAGACUAAAAGGUAAUAAAGAUCCUAAAAUUUUAACAAUAGUUUGCUUACUGUAGAUGAUAUAUGCUUUCCUUGUGUCUUUCAUGCAAAUUACCACCUGUCCCCUAAAUGUGUAAAAUAUGUGCCUUGAUCAAUUCAAAUUCAUUUGGAGGAUGUACUCCUGAGUACUUCAGGAAAAGUUGCAAGAAGAUCAGGGUGAUUCUGUCACAUGCCCCCACCCCACACACACACAUACUUUAAAAAUGGCUGCUAUGUCCCUGCUUGCAUCACUUGUGUUUUUACCAAUCUGUGAAUAAACACCUGUUU
This is a messenger RNA of Onychostoma macrolepis, 4257 nucleotides long. Its product is annotated as gastrula zinc finger protein XlCGF8.2DB-like. NCBI's taxonomy places the organism in Eukaryota, Metazoa, Chordata, Actinopteri, Cypriniformes, Cyprinidae. The transcript is spliced from 3 exons. The coding region runs from base 1599 to 2780 and encodes 393 amino acids. The record is from RefSeq and is a predicted model, not a curated record.